Ctenocephalides felis (cat flea) is the source of this 1368-nucleotide messenger RNA. RefSeq names its product fez family zinc finger protein erm-like. Gene Ontology annotation, molecular function: DNA-binding transcription factor activity; RNA polymerase II cis-regulatory region sequence-specific DNA binding. Gene Ontology annotation, biological process: regulation of transcription by RNA polymerase II. The transcript is spliced from 6 exons. NCBI's taxonomy places the organism in Eukaryota, Metazoa, Arthropoda, Insecta, Siphonaptera, Pulicidae. The record is from RefSeq and is a predicted model, not a curated record. Bases 1 to 1368 code for a protein of 455 amino acids.
AUGGAAAACGAACAAGAUGAUGAAAUGAGGAUAGAUGUCGACGACUCUGAAGAAAAUAGUGCAAAAUCUAAUGAUGUUGAAGACAAAAUGGUGACUGAAGGUGGUCAGAUGAGUGAAAAUGCUGAUGAUGUGCUGCAGAGGAUAGAUUCAGCUUUUAAAAAGUAUGUUCCACUUCAGCACCAUCAUCGAACUCUACUGGCCCAACACGCAACUUCAAUCCUGGCCCAUUACUACAACCCGAUACCAAGUCUGAUGUGCGCCAUCCAGCAAUAUACCACAAGUACCACAAACCAGCAACAGCAAUUUCCAACGGCACCACAAUUCGGCCUAAACCACCAACAACAACAGCAACAAUUGCUGAUGAGCAACAAAUCCACUAUACAACCAGAAACCUAUCAUAAAAGUCUGAUGGUGAAGAAUUUACCGCAGGAAAAUUUAAAUUUGACGCUGGAUGGAUCCAAGUUGCCGAGUAAGGAGAAAGGUUUUUCCCCGAGGAAGGGUUUGAUGGUUGGUCAUGAGGAUUUGAUGGCGCAGAGGGGUGCAGGAGUUUUCCAGACUGGCGGUUUUGGAAAUGGUGCUUCUGCGGAAAGUCCGAGGAAGGUUAGUCCAGGAGACAAGAAGUCUGUGAGUCCUAGUCAGAAAAGUCAGGGUGGAAGUACCGGUGGUAAUAAUACUGGAAAAACAUAUUCUUGCCUAGAAUGUGGAAAAACCUUCAGUGCACAUUAUAAUUUGACGAGGCACGCCCCUGUGCACACGGGGGCUCGCCCCUUCGUCUGCAAAGUCUGCGGAAAGGGAUUCAGACAGGCUUCAACAUUGUGCAGACAUAAAAUCAUCCACACAUCCGAGAAGCCUCACGUUUGCAACGUUUGUGGAAAGGCGUUCAAUAGGUCCUCGACAUUGAACACGCAUUCGAGAAUCCACGCCGGUUACAAACCAUUCACGUGCGAACAUUGUGGAAAAUCGUUCCACCAGAAAGGAAAUUAUAAAAAUCACAGGUUGACCCACAACGGUGAAAAGGCCUACAAAUGCACAAUAUGCGGCAAAGCCUUCCACCAGGUCUACAACCUGACCUUCCACAUGCACACACACAACGACAGCAAACCCUUCACCUGCAGGGUCUGCGGAAAGGGCUUCUGCAGAAAUUUCGACCUGAAGAAACACACCAGGAAACUGCACGAGUCGGGGGCGCAGACGCAGCAACAACCGGGCGCUCCGGUGGAUAACAGUAAUAAGAAUUUAGGGAUGGCUAAUUAUCAAUCCGGGGGCAGUUUGGUGGGACUGUCGCCCGUUGGGGGGCAUCAUCCAGCGUCGUUUUUGUACAGGAAUAAUUUGGCUGGUUAUGGGGGCUAUCAUCAUGUGCAGUCUUAG